Fusarium coffeatum is the source of this 957-nucleotide messenger RNA. RefSeq lists its product as uncharacterized. Gene Ontology annotation, biological process: maturation of LSU-rRNA; maturation of 5.8S rRNA. Bases 1 to 957 code for a protein of 318 amino acids. The transcript has 2 exons. The record is from RefSeq and is a predicted model, not a curated record. Lineage: Eukaryota; Fungi; Ascomycota; Sordariomycetes; Hypocreales; Nectriaceae. Gene Ontology annotation, cellular component: nucleolus; preribosome, large subunit precursor.
AUGGCGUCCGACGAAGUGGUCUGGAAUAUCAUAAAUGGCAAUGGAGGAGCUAGUUUUUGCUCAUUCCGCCUAAAGAUGCCGCAUACAAAGGACCACAAAUCGGCUUUCUGUCGUAACGAGAUGAAUCAUUCUGGACUGUGCAACCGCCAAUCGUGUCCUCUCGCCAACUCUCGCUAUGCUACGAUUCGAGAAGAGCAAGGAAAGUUAUAUCUUUACCUUCGGACGGUUGAAAGAAUGCAUAUGCCCAGCAAAAUGUGGGAGAAGCGCCUGUUGUCCCGUUCGUACAACGAGGCGCUCUCGCAGAUUGACAAUCAAUUGAUCUACUGGCCCAAGUACAUGGUUCACCGGUGCAAGCAGCGCUUGACCCGCUUAACUCAAGUUCAAAUCCGCAUGCGCCGCAUUGCCGCUGAAGAGGAAAGACUGGGCGAGAAGCUUGUGCCCAAGAUGGCACCCAAGAUCAAGCAUCGUGAGCAGGCCCGUGAACGCAAGGCCGAGGCCGCUGCAAAGCUCGAGCGAACCAUUGAGCGAGAGCUUGUUGAGCGUCUACGACAGGGAGCCUACGGUGAUCAGCCCCUCAACGUUAGCGAGCACAUCUGGAAGAAGGUUCUUAACGCUAUGGAGCGUGAGGGUCAGGGCGAGCGUGAUGCGGAUAUGGACAAGGGUCUUGACGAGAAUGGCGAAGAAGCUGAGUGGAGCGAGGAGGACGACAACCUUGAGAACCAGGUCGAGUACGUUUCCGACAUUGGCGAGAGCGACGAUGAACUUGGCGACCUCGAGGAGUGGCUCGGCAGCGAUGAGGAAGACGAGGAGAACGAGGAUGAGGACGACAGUGAAGAAUCUGAGAGCGAGAAGUCUGGCAACAAGCGAAAGCGUGGACGGGCUAUCAAGAUGAAGAACAAGAAGCCCAGACAGCAGGAGAAGGAGAAGUUGAUGUUGACCAACGACCUGUCGUGGUAA